Leptopilina boulardi is the source of this 2372-nucleotide messenger RNA. Its product is annotated as protein starmaker-like. NCBI's taxonomy places the organism in Eukaryota, Metazoa, Arthropoda, Insecta, Hymenoptera, Figitidae. The record is from RefSeq and is a predicted model, not a curated record. Gene Ontology annotation, cellular component: nucleus. Bases 206 to 1783 code for a protein of 525 amino acids. The transcript has 5 exons.
UUAUAAUGGAAGACAUAUCGCGAUUAGAGCUUUGCUUAUCAAUAUCAAGUCGCGCUAUACAUGUAUGUAUGUGCAUGUUGGAUUGCUACCAUACAAUAAUGCGAGGGUUAUGAUGCGAUUGCAAUUUUGCCGCGAGAUAGUGUUUGAACGAAAUAACACUUUAUUAGCCACCAUUUAAUCUUCAUAAUCUGUGGCUUUUUAAAUCAUGGUGGAGUCAGAUCACAGUGAAACUGGACAGGAUGUGACCUCGACCAACGCAACACGUCAAAAGGAUUCAAUUGAUAAAUCUGCCGAAUUGUCAACGAAAAGACCGCGUGAAGGUUGCAUUGAGGACGAGAAAAUUGAAUUGCCGAACAAAAAAUCUCGUAAUGAAAUGGAAGAACAAUCAACAACACCCAAAGAAGAUAAUACAAUGAUUCCCGAGUCAAAUGGUAAUACUAUGAUUGUUGAUGAAGACAAAAAUAGUCAAGGAAAUGGAGAGGCAAAAUUGAAAUCAUCACCAACGGAUGAUACUGAAAAACGUGAUAAUGUGGACAAUGCAUCUAGCGCUGAUAUGGAAACACAAGAAGAAGACGAAGAAGAAGAAGAAGAAGAGUCUCAGGAUGAGAAGCCUGACGAAAUGGAAACAAAUCAAGACGUUCCUGAUUCAGCAUGUGGGGAUAAAGAUAAACCCAUGGAACAGGAUGAAGUUGUCGAUAAGGAUUCCGCUGUAAAGUCAGAUAAAGUCGUCGUUGAGAGCAAUGAUAAAGGUAAAUUGGAGGAAGCAGGAAAAUCUGAAGAUAAGAAUAAACGUAAAAAUACGGAGGUAGUUGAUGGUCUUGAACUUACAGUUGAAAAUGCUAGCGACAAAGAAUCAAGUGGAGAAAGUGAUAAAGAUGAAGAGCCGAAACCAAGACCAAAAACGGCAAUUGUCAAGGCCAAGCCAACUGAAUCAGAAUUAGAAGCAAGUGCAAGUGAUGCUGAGAAAGGAGACUCUCUGGAUGCUAAAGAUGAGGAUGAGGAUGAUGAUGACGAUGAUGACGAUGAUGAUGAUGACGAUGACGAUGAAAAGAAAAAUAAACGAAAGGGAAGAAGAAAAUCAUUCACUAAAGUAAAGGGUUCUGGCUCAGAUGAAAGUUCUGAUAAUGAUUCCAAUGAUGACGAGGAUUAUAGUCCACAUACUAAAAAGAGACGUACUCCGGCAAAGAAAACACCGGCCAAGACACCUGGUAAACGGGGUCGUGGACGUGGACGUGGACGGCCACCAACAAGAAAUAUCGUCAAAGAUAAAUCCGAUGAAGAUGAAGACGUCGCUUUAUCAAGCAGAUCAAGGCGAACUGUUUCCAAGCGAAGUGAAAAAUUUGAUGAAUCCAAGGGUGAUACAUCGGAAAGCGAAAACGAAAGUAGCAGUGAAGAGGAUAGCGGAAAAGAAAAGAAGAGAAGAAAGAGAAACAAUGACCCGGAGAACGAUAAGAGGAUACAAUCUUUAAAAAAAUAUGUGGACAUGACUGGAAUAAAAGUAAAAUAUCCAAAUGUUUGGGAAGGAUGCAAAACUAAUAGCGAUCGUAUCAAGUGUUUGAAGGAUCUUUUAGAGAAAAAUGGCGUCGUCGGUAGACCAACUGCUGAAAAGUGUAAGAAGGCUAAGGAGCAAAAUGAGAGGAUAGGUGAUGCUCCAGAAUCAACUCCAAGUAAACCUGCAUCUGGAGAAGGCCGUGUGACCCGUGCAAGAAAAAGCCAGAACUCUCCUGGUGCAGCAUCACGAAAUCGCGAGUCUCGUAAAAAAACUGAAAGUGACUCCGAAUGAAAGUAAAAAUGAUUCAUGGAGACCCUGAAUCGACUGAUAAGUAAGUCAUUAAUUUCUUGAUUUCACGGGUCGAGCUUGUUCUGUAUUUUUGGCAUAUACUUCAAUCAGCGGAUAUAAAUUUUUAUCAAAAAAAUAGAAAAGAGAAGUGUAUUAAAAGUUAACUAACUUGCCUAAAAAACAGUGCAUAUAAAAAAAUUUAAUUUCAUUAACAAAUUAAGUGUAUUUGGUAAAGAAAAGGAAAAAUAUUUAAUGGCUUGAUUGAAUUCGUACGUGGAACCAAGCACACAAGGUAUGUACGUGCAAAGAAAAAAAUACAAUUUAGUGUAUAUAAGUGCAAACAUGCGUAGUUUAAGGGGAGGGUCUCCUAUUUUCUCGAGGUGUUAAUUCUUUCUCUGUCCACUUACAAAGUGUCGUAUAAUUAUAUAAACAUUUUUUUUUAAUUUAGUCAAGUAACCAGUCACGUAUAAGUCUCUAAACGGCAGAUGUACAACUGUAUAAUUCCCCCUUAUAAUUGUUGCAAAUUCAGGAGUACAUUUAUAAGUUUAUGUCCAUAUGGUCAUUUAUUACAAAAUAAAUAAAUAUAAUGAGA